Molecule: messenger RNA, 1070 nt
Organism: Pogona vitticeps (central bearded dragon)
Lineage: Eukaryota; Metazoa; Chordata; Lepidosauria; Squamata; Agamidae
Source: RefSeq, a predicted model, not a curated record
AUGCUCCCUGACGUGCUCCGGAUCCCGUCCCAACCUGAGCGGCACCACGGGCGGACGGAGCCGUUAGAAAGCCAAGAACACAAGGUGAAGAAAAGUCAACCAAGGACCUCUCCCGGUGAAUACCUCACUGUUCUCGCCGGGAUGUGGGUUGCCCUGGUAACCAAAAGGGAAGAACUGGGAUGCCAAGGGGUCAGUCCCAGAGCUGGUGGCCUCAAGUUUGACUCUGGGAGUGACGUGGACCCCGGAUCUUCCUUCACCAGCCAUGAAAGCAUCUCGAUGUGGCCAGUUUAUUUCGAUCUCUACCCAGAUGGAGAGGCACCCAGCAACUCCCAGAACAUUAUUGGAGGCUACGUAGUGGUGCCCCACUUGGCCAGGUACUUGGUGUCUCUGAAGAGGAAGACAGGCCACCACUUCUGUGGCGGAGUGCUGAUCAGUUGGAGCUGGGUUUUGACCGCCGCGCACUGUAGGGCUGGAAACAGCCAGAUGUUGAUCGUAGCUGGGGAAUAUUCUCUCUCUGCAUUUGAAGGCACGGAACAGGUUUUCCGACCGGCUCGCAUGGUGGUCCACCCGGAUUAUAACCCCACUUCCAAGAAUGCAGACCUCAUGCUGGUUAAGCUCCGCAGGCCAGUGGCGUACAGCCCCUUUGUCUCCAUCGUCCCCCUCCCCGCACAAGGAGUGACGGCCAGGGAGGGCCGCUUCUGUCAAGUCUCCGGCUGGGGCUACACCUCCCCCUUUGGGGGGCGCACCUCGGACACCCUGCGCAGCGUACACCUUCCCAUCAUCCCGACAGGGAAGUGCAACGGCUCCUCGUCAUACGCCGGGCACAUCACCAAGAACAUGAUCUGCGCUGGGUUCAGCACUGGGGGCAAAGAUGCAUGUCAGGGCGACUCUGGGGGGCCGCUCGUCUGCGACGGACGUGUUUUCGGGAUCGUCUCCUGGGGCCACAGCUGUGCCAGCCCCAAGUACCCAGGCGUCUACACGGCGGUGGCCAACUUUCAGAGGUGGAUUUACAAGGCCAUCCUGGAGAACUGAGGACCUGCUUAUUUCCUGGCACCUGCUGGUCCAAUAAA